GACUCCACGAGGUGCUGAUGUUCGCUAUCCAGAAGUCUGACAUGGAUCUGCGAAAGGUGCUGUACCAGAACAUCGUGCUGAGCGGCGGCUCCACGCUGUUCCGAGGGUUCGGAGACAGGCUGCUGGCCGAGAUACGGAGGCUGGCGCCCGGCAAUCAGGAAGAUCAGGUGGACUCCGGGGCUGGUACCUUGAUCUCAGCACCACAAGAGCGUCUCUACUCUACGUGGAUAGGCGGUUCUAUUCUCGCGUCGCUCGACACAUUCCGCAAGAUGUGGGUCUCUAAACGCGAGUACGACGAGGAGGACACCGCGCCGUGCACAGAAAACAUUCUAAAAUGUUAUAUAUACAUAAUCAAAUCCGAUGAAUGUAUGAAAAGUGUUUAA
Messenger RNA from Manduca sexta (tobacco hornworm), 383 nucleotides. RefSeq names its product alpha-centractin-like. NCBI's taxonomy places the organism in Eukaryota, Metazoa, Arthropoda, Insecta, Lepidoptera, Sphingidae. The annotation marks the transcript as partial. The record is from RefSeq and is a predicted model, not a curated record. The transcript is spliced from 2 exons.